UCCAGGAUUGGCUGGAUGAAAUCAAUAGAGGUAGACCGAUUUUAUCGAUUUUUAUGCCGGCAUCUGCAACUGGCUAAAUUCACUUUUGUACGAGUGCUGCUGCAGCCGACGGUGAUGCGUUCGUGUUGACCGCCUUGAAACGCUGAAAGACACCAUGGACCAAAUCGCCGAAAACUACCAACUGAAAUGGCACUCGUUCGGCUCCUAUCUCCACUCGUGCAUCGCAACGUCUCUCCAGAACGAAACUUUUGCCGAUGUGGCUCUUGUCACAAUAGACGGUCGCCAGAUAAUGGCCCACCGUUUCGUCCUAUCCGCCUGCAGCCAAUACCUCCACCAAGUCCUCAAAUUACAACCCCGCGUGACCACGGCUCUCCCGUUGAUGAUCAUCCUCCCUCCCGAAAUCAAUUACCGAACCAUGAAAACCCUCAUCCAGUAUAUGUACAGUGGAGAAGCCACCGUUUCCAAAGACAUCCUCGAGCCGGUUCUCCGAGGUGGCGACAUCCUCAAAGUUAAGGGCUUAUGGCGUCCGAAAGAGGACGAAAGUAACGAAAAUCGGCUAGUGAAGGUAUCGCACAAAAAUAAGUCUAGCAAGACCGAACAGAAAGAAGCUCAAGAGUCUGCGACAAGUCCGGGAAAUUCGGCGGCGCCGAAGGUUCUGAACUAUACUAUUAAUGUGAUGAAGACGUACGACGGCCAGAAGGAAGGGGCGAAAGACAAGCAAAGUCAGGUCAAGAGUGGUGAACAGGAGAAGGAGAAGCCUAAGCAAAACAACCAGAAUUCGGUCAUCAAGAGUACGGAGGACGAGAAAAGGACGCAGAAAAGCACAGAAUCGGUUGAUAGUGAGAAGACUGAGCAAAGCAACGACUCGCUUCAGUUCCUGGUGAUUAAGGAGGAGCCGAUCGAGUGGAGCGAAGUCAACGAGUCCGACAUGGAGCUAGUGGACGAGAAAGAGGUCUUCAGCACGGAAAUGACCAUCAAACCGGAAAUCUACAUGGAGGAUGGUGAAGAGCAAGGCUUGUAUUCACCCUUGACCUGCGAGCUUUGCUCGGAGACUUUCACGCUUCCAGCCGAGUGGGUGCGCCACGUGCAGACCCACACGGACAUGUUGCCGGCAAAGAGGCAAAGACGAGGCAAAAGUUUACAGGACGAAGACUCAGACGCGCCUUUUCCUCAGCUCCACUGCGACCUCUGUCAAAAGUACUUCCCUACCCCUGCCGAAUGGGUGCACCACAUCCAGAAUACGCAUACGGAGUUCGAGCUGCACCUGUCGAACAAAACCGCGCCCAGUAAAGUGAUAAAGACGCCAAAGUCGUUCGGCCCCGCUCAGAAUUGUUGCACGAUCUGUUCCAAAAAGUUUCCUUCUCAUGCUUCCUUGUUGAUACAUAAACGCACGCACACCGGCGAGAAACCGUACAUGUGUGAAUUGUGUUUUAAAGGGUUUAACGUUAAGAGUAAUCUUUUAAGGCAUUUGAGGACUGUGCAUGACAAGAUUAUCAAUCCGACCGAGGUGGAUGACGGGAUCAAAGACGAGACAACGGGGGAUUGAGUCUUGAUGCAUUUUAUGUGUACAUAAAUCGUUCUAUUCUAUAUUCUUAAUAAAAUUUAAUCGACUCAAA
Molecule: messenger RNA, 1616 nt
Organism: Tribolium castaneum (red flour beetle)
Lineage: Eukaryota; Metazoa; Arthropoda; Insecta; Coleoptera; Tenebrionidae
Exons: 3
Coding region: 155-1546 (463 amino acids)
Biological process (GO): regulation of transcription by RNA polymerase II
Cellular component (GO): nucleus
Molecular function (GO): protein binding
Source: RefSeq, a predicted model, not a curated record